Molecule: messenger RNA, 1606 nt
Organism: Dermacentor silvarum
Lineage: Eukaryota; Metazoa; Arthropoda; Arachnida; Ixodida; Ixodidae
Product: nuclear receptor subfamily 2 group E member 1-like
Exons: 7
Coding region: 62-1426 (454 amino acids)
Biological process (GO): anatomical structure development; regulation of transcription by RNA polymerase II; cell differentiation
Molecular function (GO): RNA polymerase II cis-regulatory region sequence-specific DNA binding; nuclear receptor activity; zinc ion binding
Source: RefSeq, a predicted model, not a curated record
AGAUCAGGCCGGGACCACCGGGCGCCCCCCGUCACCGCUCUGUCCGCGCAGACUGCCGGCGAUGCAGAGUGCCAGCGCCGUGGUUUCUGCGGCAGUUGGGGUGGUGGGCGGCGGGGGCGGCCGCGAGCCCCUGUGCCGCGUGUGCGGCGACCGGGCGUCGGGGCGCCACUACGGCGUCGCCUCGUGCGACGGCUGCCGCGGCUUCUUCAAGCGCAGCGUCCGCCGCCAGCUGCAGUACGUGUGCAAGGAGGGCGGCACCUGCGUCGUCGACGUCGCCCGCCGCAACCAGUGCCAGGCGUGCCGCCUCGCCAAGUGCCUGCGCGCAGCCAUGAGGCCCGAAGCCGUGCAGCACGAGCGGGCGCCGCGGGGUCAGCCGCGCCGGCGCCUGCGUUCUCCGGCGGCGAUGUGCCACGGGCCGGUGGGAGGGGGUGACGUGCCGCCUCUGUGCUGCCCUGCGCCGCCGCCGCUCGUGUCGCCGCUCAGAGACCUCUGCUGGGGCGCACCGCGAGAGCCCGCCGAGCCUGCGACAGCGAGGAUCACCGCCGACGCGGUUCCUUCAUCGACGACGGAGGAAGCGAAUGGCGUCGACGACCAGGCGCCGGACUCGGCGUCCGCUCAGCGGCCGGGCAUCGCGUCGCCCCCAGUCUUGCCAGGCGGCUUGGGACCGGCGCUGGCCAGCGAGUCGUCGGCGUCCUCAGCUAGCUUGCCGUCGGCGGCCGGACUGCCUCCCGAGUUGGCCGGAGCACACCAGGCGGCGGCGGCAGCUUCGCUGGCCGACCUUCAAGGCGCGGGGGGCCUUCCCUUUUUCCGCGGUCCCAUCGCCAUGCUGCCCAGGCCGCUGCUCUGGUGGCCGCUCUCCGAAGGUGUACAGGAGACAGCCGCCAAGCUGCUCUUCUGCAGCCUGCGCUGGAUCCGCAGCGUGCCAGCGUUUGCGCAGCUGUGCUGCCGGGACCAGCUGCUUCUGCUCGAGGCCUCCUGGAGCGACGUGUUCCUGCUGAGCGCCGCGCAGUGGGGAUUCCCGCUGGUCACUGCCGCCGGUGUCGACUCUGCGGCGGGCGAAGGCGGUGGUGCGGCGGGAGGCCUGCGCGGCCUGCAGGCGGUGCGCGAGGCCGUGGCCAGGCUGACCGCUCUGCAGACGGACGCCGCAGAAUACUCGUGCCUCAAGGCGCUCGCCCUGUUCAGGCCAGAGGUGUCCGGUCUGCGCGAGGCGUCCCAAGUGGAGCGCGUCCAGGAGCAGACGCUGUCGGUGCUCCUGGAGAGCGGCGACGAGCGGCCCCGACAGCAGCACCGCACCGCGCGUCUCCUGCUGCUGCUGGGCUCUCUGCGCGCGGUGCCGGCCACGCUGCUCGAGGAAGCCUACUUCCGGCCCACCAUCGGACCGGUGCCCAUCGAGCGCAUCCUCUGCGACGUCCUGCAGACGCUCUGAGAAACCGCACUGUCCCGCUAUCCGCGUAGCCGCCGCUAUAGUAUACAAUCCGAAAGCGAUGGACUAACUGGGCAACUCCUUAAUGAGGGUGUAACUGCGUAUCACGUGAUAAAGUGGAAGCUUGUGCGAGUUGGUGAUUCAAUAUCGACAUGACUGCACAGCGCAAAAGGCGAGGACAGA